GUUCUGACAAGUGGGCAGUAUUUCUUCAAAGCGAAAAGAGGGUAUGCUAGCGGAUGUGUAAUGCUUUUACGCGUCCCUUUGUAUUAAUUUAAAAUAAAUGAACGGGCAUAGGAGGGGAGAAAGAAAGGGAAUGAGAGAAGGAAAGGGGAACUCGCACGUUCGGAACUUAUCACAAAAUUUUUCGUAUAUAUGAAAUCUAGAUAUUAAUUUAUUUGACAAACCUAAUAUAAUGUAUUUAUAAUGUAAAUAGAUUCUUAAAUUGUUUGCAACGUUGCAAGCGAAAGGUACGUGUACAUAGUUGCUGAUGUACUCCUUCAGCGCGUUUACCCCUUGGCGCAAAGAUAUUUUAGUCGAUCUUCUAUUUAAUCUUACUGCAAUCUAUUCUUCCGAAUCACACGUACCCACUUUCUUGCUGAUGAAUAGAGAACUGUUGCGCAUAGGAAAUAGAGUUAAUACCCGUAUGUUGACAUAAACGUUUUUUGUCGUUCGUGUUCUUUCGUCACAUUUGAAUGUUAGAAAAUUGAGCAUUCUUAUAACCAUUAAAAAAUUGUAUGUUUCAUCAUAAUCUCUGUGUCACCCACUUUCGCACAAUUGACUCGGAAAUAAAUUUGAACAGAUUUCAGUUAUAACGUAAGUAUACAAAUAAGGUCACGUAUGUAUACAUUCGCAAACUAUUUGUAAGUAAUUAAACGCACGACAAGAAUCUUCUAUGUUUCAUCGUAAUUUUUAAACAAAUUAUUAUUUUCGAUAUUUAUCAAUAUUCUUUUGGUUUUCACUGCAUGCAUAUACGUCUCGUAAACGAUCCGCAAUGUGUUAAAUCGGUACAAGAGAAGAAGAGAAGAAACUGAUCGGUAGCGAGCCGGCUUUACGAACACGUCCGGGGGCCGGGGGGCCCCUCGUAACCAGAACGCGAUUGGCCAAACCGUGUACCACGUGGCGGUGUUACGCGGGUGGGGAUUGGCCAGCACUGCCGCGCACCGCGGGCGAAAGCGAAAACGAAGACUUUGUGACCGGAAGGGUUCAAGGGCAGAGCAUGAGGGCCGACGAGGAAACAUGGAAAGAACGUUCACAGUUCGGCGAAGCGGUUAAUGACUGGCAGUCAUCGAACAUAGCUGACCACGUCUUCGCCUCUUCGCGUUGGAGAUGAGCACGAAGGAGCUGAACGCGACCACGAUGACGACCACGAUGACAACAGCUACGACGUUAAUGUCGUCGCCAAAUCUUAAUGUCAAGCCCGAGGACGACGAGGAGGAGUCGUCGACCACGAUCGAGCGCGUGGAUAUGGAUCUGGUGAACGGACCGAAUCCGUGGCUUCCGGCCUACGGCUUCCAGCUUCAGCAUCGUUCCCAUUUUCAACCGACGCACGAGGAUCUACGGGCUAAUGAUACGGUGCUUGUGCAGCAAGUAGAUUUUCUAGAGACUAUUUUAGAAGAAACAUCAGACGAUCUGCAAAGUGACUCCGAUCGAAGUGGGACUACCUAUUGGGUCGGUUCAGACUCCGAGACCGAAAGUGUGAUACAUAUACGAGCAAAGCAGAGAGGCGAGCGGCUCGAUGGGAGCGGUAGCGAGUGCAAUUCUGUGGUGCCAAAGAAGAGGCGUCGCAAGCACAGCGGUAACGAUCGGGAGCAUCACGUGAACUUCGAUGAGUUUCCGGCGUCGCCGAGGUCCUCCAGAUCGUCGGCUUCUUCGAGAUCCAGCUCCCUAUUGCAAUUCGAAUCUCUGGAGAGGACUUGUGCCACAUUGUCGCCAUCGAGCUAUAGUUUCGACUCGUUGGAAUAUCCUAAUCGAUCGAACGCCUCUCAUCACGGGAACACGUCUCCGGACAGCCUCGAGCAAGACUACGACAAGGUACUGCCGAACGGUUUCGGGGAUAUCGCGGAUCACUUCCCCAGGAUCAGACCUUAUCGUAGCUUCGAGAGUCUGGACACGUGUCAGAAGGAAGAGGACUUUGACCACGGUGGCCUGACUAAUGGAUUCACACCCUUGUACCUGAAACGAAAUGCGGAUCUAUCGAAAACGAGAAGCAACGGUUACCACCGGCCAAGGGACUUUUGGCACGAGGACGAAGAAUACGAAGACGAUGAUGACGACGACGACGAUGACGACGACGACGACGACCUCGAUGAGGAGGACCGAAUGUCGAACGAUAAUCGAGCCGCUUGUGAGCUUGAGGAUCGACUGAUGGUUUUCGGUGACUCUGCGUGCAACUACGCGACGUCUUUGGACUAUCGGAAUACGAUUGACCUGCGCGAGAUCGGCGUUGAAUCGAAGAGAGACACGUUGUUGGACUUGAAGUCCGGCCAAGCGACCGUGUCGAAUUCACUUCGUCUGCUGCAGACCAGGUUAAAUAUAGCUGGCGGCAGUAUGGCGCACGGGCGAAACAACAUGGUCGCCGAUCAUCAUCAUUACCACCAUCAUCAACAACAGCAGCAGCAGCAGCAGCAGCAGCGUCACGGGUACGAGGAGCAGCACGAGCUGCGGCAGCACCAGCAGCACCAACGUCAAGGGUGGAGCAAGGAGUGCUUUAAUUUUAGAUUCACGGAGAAAUCUCAAAGCGCGCCCAGUCUGCCUAGCAGCGUCGACGAGUCAGCACAGGGUCCACGGUCGUUGGCAACUUCCUCCUCGAGGGCGACCUCCUUCGUCUCCACGUCGAAUCUGUUCGAGAAUUACACCCGGGUUGCGAGCGUACCCGUCGACUUGAAUCUCUGCGGUGUCUAUGUUGCACGGUACGAUGAUGCGCGAGUGAGUCCUCACGAGGAGAACGAAAUGGCGGAAGUCACUAGUGUUCAGGCGAAGAAGCGGCUGGACAACGUCGAGGGGCUGCACCAAAACGGCGGUGAAAAACUGUUGAAGAACUUUCUGACAAGCUCGGUCAGAACUCAGGCACCGCAGAAUACGAUGAUAGAUGGCAAGAGGGAAAAAGUAGAGGAUGAACAGAAGGAGGACGAUGAAGAAUGCGCAGGGGAACACUGUUCGAAACUGCAGCGGGAAGCGAAACAAAUUACAUCGACAGUGAAGACGCAAGAUCGCAAUUGCGUGCUCGAUAUGGCGAUAGCAAUGGAGAACAACAUUGACGACGCGGUCGACGACAUGAUUAAACAAUUCAAACGCGAGGUCGAGGAGGCUACCUCGAAUGCCAGCAGUGCGCUAUCUGGUACCGAUAGCAUUCAGAGAACUCCUUCUGGUAAACAGCGACCGUGGAAGGUAAUGAACAACGCCAGUUACGAGCUGGCUCAGCAGUUCGAGAUCGACGAGAAGAAUUUCCGACCGAACAGAAUCCGGAAAGAAAAUGGUGACGAGAGUGGAAAACCUCAAAAAAUCGGACGGAAACGUGUAUUGAAUAACGCCAGUUACGAGUUAGCCCAACAAUGCGAUUACAUCAGCGCUCUUCAAACUUCCAGAGGCGCCUUUCAGAGAAUGGAUGCUUGUGACGAGCUAGAGGAAUCGAUCUCGGGACGAUCCUCCCGACUUAAGAUCUCCGACAUGGUGCAUCAGAUGAGCAGUAGCUCGACGUCAAAUCUCGCUAGCUAUCAACACGAACCGUAUUUGGACACGAGGAGAUAUUCCAAGUCAACGGAGAAUAUUUCCACGCAAUUUUCCAAGGGUCCGUUCACCAGGAUCCCGAUCAAUGAGUUGGGCCAGCGACUAAAGAAGCAGGAAGACGACCAAUCAUUUCUGAGUCAGAUAAAAAAAAACUCGGAUCCAUUUUCAGCUUAUGGAGACGAUACUAGUGGUCCCGCGUUAGUAGAGGACGAAAUAGAUUUUCCCUGCUUGGAAAUCAAACCUAUAGGAACUUCCAGCUUGGAGGGGGGCGUACCACGCGAAGAAACAAGCGUCCAGAAACUUCAAGAACAACCAUCCCCGAUACACGAAAACGUCACAUCAAACGCUUCACAUCGGACUUCGGACGCGCAGUGUCUGAUGACCGCAUACAACCCUGAUCCAUCCAACGAGACGUGCUCCUCAAAGAAAUCUUUCAUCGGUAACCCUUACCCGGAAAAAGUCGCGCGAUUGCAGCAACCGUCGAAGGAGGAGGCUCUCGCAGUUCAACACGACGGAAGCGGCGGUGAGAGCAAAAGACCUCCGGCUCGCAAUCACUUGUCAUCAGGUUCGCCGUGUAACAGCGGUACGAAUACCGGAGAAUUGCUGUGGAGGGUCAUAGUAGAAAAGCAGGCCGCGGAGAAGGAGGUUUCCGCGGAGAAGGUUACGAUGAAGAAGAAGGACAGGGAGGUGGAGGAGGAGGAGGUGGAGGAGAAGCGGAAUAACGAGAGAGAAAAGGAACCGAUGGAGAAGGAGGCAGCGGAAGCAGCGAGGGGACACACUGUCCACGGUGUUCGUUCUCCCCCACCAAGCGGUGGCAGCAAUAGCGACGGCCUGGAACCCGGUGAACGUAGUGGGAAUCCAGUGGUGGCCGUGGCAGUUGAUACGAAUCAUCGCGACAAACGUCACGAGGAGAACGCGGCGGCAGCAGUAACAACAACAACAGCAGCGCCGGUCAGGUUAAACGACGGCCACGCGACGACGACUAUGUCGACGACUACCACAACGAAGGCACGGCCGUUCGUCACGGCGACCACCCCGAACAAUGACGUUACGUCCGGGGCUAGAUUCGCUAAGGAGGAAAGGAAAAAGGGUGGUCUCGGUGGAUUUCUUCAGCGAUUCUCGAAGCUUCGUUUCAGUGGUAGAUCGAAAGUGCCGCGCUCCGAGGUGCAGAAAAAGAGUGACAUGAUCGGUCAUGUGAAUCGCGCGAAAGUGACUGAGGAGAAGGUUAAAAAGGAACCAGACUAUAUCAUCAUCCCGUUGCAUCCCCCGGAGGAGGAAAGACAGAAGGUACAGCAUAAUGUGGCACCGGGGACCAGGACGGACAGCGGAACCGACAGACCCGUCGCCGAAGUUCAACGAAGCGUCUCCAAUAUUAGCGCAAACGGGAGGGCGCCAGUAUCCAGCAAGCCACCCCUGCCCCCGCAGCCGCCUCGCGUCGGGGCGCUGGGUUCGAGAUCGUCGACGGGUGCGUCGGCGGCGUCGUGUUCGUCGCGCCGACGCGCGGCCACGGACCUUGGAAAUCCGGCGGCCAUCGAGAUGGCGAAAGCCCGCACGAUGCAGGCCGCCCAGGAGCGCCCGGUCGGCCUGCUCGAGACCGACCUCGACGAGGCCGUCCCGUCGACGACGACGACGACGAGCGUCGCCGCCACCGCGAACUCCGCCGCUACCGCCGGCAAGAAGACCAGGAGUCUGCUCAACUUGAAUCACACCUCGACUGCUCCUAGGCCCAGGCCGGAGCACGCCCUCCACGUUCCCCAGUCGCCCGUCACCGCUUCCCACAGGAGUCCCCGCGACCACGACGCCGCCUCCACCAUCAACCAACGGCCACACAAAUCCAUGGAGUUCCUCCUCGACAAGGAGAACCUGCAUUUCGUCAAGCCGCCGGAGAACGAGUUGCAGAAAGUCGGUGAACGCGUGCCGAGCGAGCACGAGCUUCGAGUACAGAGGUCUUUGCAACGACUGAACGUCCCGGAUUGGUAUAAGAAUUCUCCUGCGGCUCGCGAUGGUUUCCGCUUAAAGAGGCACUCCGAUGCAUCGCAGCAUGGAGGAUGGCGUGCUCUCGGUUCGAAAACCACUUCCCUCUCGUCCCUUUCGUCGUCUUCCAAUCGACAACCGACUACAGGUGCCCUUCUGAGUCCAAGUCCCACGCCACCAGUAUUCUCGAGAUGGAGUACCAGUCUGUUAAACAGUGCCGGAAGUUCGCCAGCGAGUUCAGCGAGAUCGUCCUUCAAUCAUCGACAGCCGUACUUGGGCUGGCGUUCACAGGAACGGUUAACGAACCCGCGAACACCGGCAGAACGUCUUGCUCAGGGUAUACUUCCCCAGUUGCAAGCGAACAAGCAGCAGCAGCAGCAGCAACAGCAACAACAGCAGCAGCAGACAACGAAUCAGCAGCUAGAGGUAAGGAACUCGAUAAAGGAGGUAACCUCGGCCAUUGUGCACUACGUGCAAAGCGGUCAGGAGGUUGGUGGAGGUGGCAGGCUCUCACCUCGACCUCGACCUGAAGACUGGGACGACAGGGGCGGAGCAAGGUCGACCAGCCCCAGAGGGAGCGUGAAGCUGUGUUGGAUGGAGAGCUCGUUCGUUGGCACGAGACCCGUGGAUUCGCCGGAGACGCCGAUGAGUUUGGCCACGGAGACCGACUGCUGUCCCGGAUGCAACGAGACGGCCACCGAGUCAUGCACUUGUGCCGACUCCGCGACUUCCGGUCUGUUCUUAGACCUGACGCCGACCCGCGACGACGGCCAGCAGCAGCAACAGGGCGGCGGUAGCCUAUGCGCGUCACCCUCUUCGACGCUCAAUUACCACCAACACCAUCAGCAUCACCAUCAUCGUCAACUUCACCAUCAGCAACAACCGCAGCAACAGCAACGCCAUCACCGCGGAUCGGGCCAGAGUGAUACGGACGAGGCGAUGGCGACGGCAGCUCUUCUGCGGAACAAACCAAGCCCGGGUUCCACGACCCUGGAGGAUGUACUUGACUCCCUCCUGGGGCUGCCAUCCGCGUCGCGUACCCCGAGUCCUGGGCCAGGUCCCGUCGUAACCGGUACAUCGGCCACCAUGCGACAUCGAACUAACGUCGGCCAGGCUAAUGCGAAAGCCGGGAAGAGCUGCAGCGACCUACGCCAAGACCUCCAAGAGUCCGCUAGGAGCGUGAUGGACGUGCAAGGAGCCUCUGAGGAUCGUGGCUCAUACUACGUGGGUGAACUCAUGCGACGGAAGAGCGAGGGUAGCGACACGUUACCCUCGAAGACGGCCAUGGCGCAAUCGAGGGUUGGCGGCCCUCUGACUCAUCGGCGGGUCUCCUUCGACAGCAGCCAGGAGGCGAACGGAAAUGCUGCGGAGAAGAUGGUCCGUUGUCGCAACAACAAGUGUAGCAACACGGCGACGCUCGCGGAGGCGAAGAAAAUGUACAAGAGCUGUCACAACUGCACCUGCCUCUACUGUUCGAGGGAGUGCAGAAGAGCACACUGGCAGCGUCACCGAAGAACCUGCUUGCACUCGCGAGCAGGUAGCCUCUGCAAACAAGUGUUGUCCUCCGCGAAGGAGGACCCGAUCACCCUGAAGCACAUCUCGGCGCUGGCGAAGCGCGGUUACACGUUCCACGGCCGCGGUGCCGUCAAGUGUUUCUUCUCGAGCCCGGAAGCCGCGGAGAAAUUCAUCGCGAACGGUUUCGUGGACCUGGGCGAACCCACCUACGUCCGAUGGUCGGAUCUCAUGGCCAGAGAGAUGGGCGCGGAACUUUACGCCGAGGUUAUCAGACUCUGCAAGUCUUACAAUCCGGGUAGAAGGCUCGUUCUGUACGUGGCUGUCUGCGUGGUCAGCGAGGUUCCGACCAGCGGAGCCGUGAAAUGGGAACGACAACUAGUGUCUAGAUGCGCGAAGAUUCACCUGGAUUCCGCCAACAAACAUCACGUGUCCUCGCCAUCCGCUUCACCCCAAGGUAGGCAGCAGUCCACGUCGCCGUGCAACAUCACCAGAGAGAUGGAGUCUCCGGAAAUGCUGGUGUUGACAUCGCUUCCGGGGAACAACGGGCAGAACACACCGAAAAGAAUUCGCGAGAUCAGCUUCACCAACAUCCAGAGACAGCUGAAACUAAGGGGCGUCUCGCUUAGGAGACACUUUCCUCAGGUGUACAAGAAGCUACGUGCUUACGUGGAUGGUACCGUGGACAAGUUCGCGCCGGUCACCAUCUACCCGAGAGACCAGGCAUCGGGGAAGAGUUUCAUGUGCAUCAUCAUGCUCGGCGUCGAACCCGACCGACUUCAGCUGCUCCCGACCGAUUCGUCUAGGGUCAGAACCGUGGACAUCAGCGUCGAAGAGGAAUGAGUAGAAGCCGAGUAGAAACUCUACGUUCACUUAAGCGGUUUUUUACUGAAUUAGUGAGGAUAGUCCUCUGCAGGCUACGGUACGCGAAUUUAUGCAAUUCGAUUUGAUUAUAUGAUUGAUUCGAUUGAA
This is a messenger RNA of Ceratina calcarata, 8001 nucleotides long. RefSeq lists its product as uncharacterized. The transcript is spliced from 12 exons. The record is from RefSeq and is a predicted model, not a curated record. Bases 1144 to 7872 code for a protein of 2242 amino acids. Lineage: Eukaryota; Metazoa; Arthropoda; Insecta; Hymenoptera; Apidae. Gene Ontology annotation, biological process: cell-cell junction organization; positive regulation of transcription by RNA polymerase II. Gene Ontology annotation, cellular component: plasma membrane; apical junction complex; mediator complex. Gene Ontology annotation, molecular function: transcription factor binding; transcription coactivator activity.